AUGGGUCAAAUGACGGAAGAAUAUCGCAAUUCCAUACUCAGCGAGCACAAUAGGCUCAGACGAACUAUCAAUGCUGUCGCCAUGUUUGAACUAGAAUACGAUGCCGACCUGGAGUGCGCUGCACGUCAGUACGUCGAGCGCGCCAAAAAUGGUGAAUGGGAUGGUCACAACAGCGCGAGAACGGCGAACUAUAAGUCGUGUGCUGUUAAUGACAACCGGGUGCCCGAAUUCAAUUCAGUGGGCGAGAACUGGUACAGUGGUAAUGCUGCUGGUGCAGCACAUGCCUGGGUAGACUAUGAGUGGGGAUCAGUAAAAUGUAGUGAGCGAGAAGCCUUGGCGGCAAAUGAUGAUGACACGCAGGCUUUACUACCCGGUCAAUCGAUUAGGAAUGCAUGUGCAGGGCAGACUUAUGGACAUUUCUCACAAGUAAUGUCAGAUAAUACCCGCAAAGUAGGAUGUUGGUACACACAGAAAUAUGGUACGCUUUGCAACUAUGCUCCCAGCGGCAAUUUCAAGGGUGUAAAGUAUGCUACAUACGGUAUAGCAUGCAGCGCGUGCCCUUCUGGAACUACUUGUGACGAUGGUCUUUGUGCAACUGCUGUGGACCUUACAAAAGAAAUUGUACAGAUAUUACCAAUAACAUAUCCAGACAGUAGGUCAAAUUUUGAUACCGGCAAUGAAGAAGACACGGGUGACACAGUUAAGCCUGAUAUGAACACUUGGUCGAAGACAACAUUUACUAUCUCAAGCAGAUUGUAUCCCACGUUCGUCAGCAGCCUAGCUCAAAUUCUGGGUGUCGCACAAGAAUCGAUCACCGUAUCCGGUAGUGUGCUUGAGAACGGUUCAUACACAAUUGUCGUAUUACUUGAUGAUGUUGGCCAGAGUGCCAUAUUUGGCUUAUCGCAAGGACAGAUUGCCGCUAUGCAGCCAGUAGGGUUCCAAAGCUUCACCAAUUCUGAUGGAAGCAAAACUGUGGAACUCUCAGAAGGGUCACAAGUCAAUAACAACUUGAGUGUCGGUGCAAUAAUUGCAGCCACCAUCGGAGCCAUACUCGGCGUGAUCGGACUCGUAGCCCUGACCUGGUAUGCGUUGAGGAGGAAAACAACGCUAAAAAAUCAAUCAUUCGCGAAAGAAGCUGCGGAAGAUGCAGCGAAGGAUAUAUAA
Molecule: messenger RNA, 1164 nt
Organism: Sphaeroforma arctica JP610
Lineage: Eukaryota; Ichthyosporea; Ichthyophonida
Exons: 2
Coding region: 1-1164 (387 amino acids)
Source: RefSeq, a predicted model, not a curated record